GCAACUAAAAGUUACUACAAAAUAAAGAAUACAAUUGAUAUCUUGUUUAAGAAUACUUAUUAGAGGAUACCGAAGAUUACAAUGAUAUAAUAAAUAUUGUCGAACUAUUGAGCACAUGAAAGCUUAUUAGAGGUAGAUGUAUUCUAUCUAUCAAGUGUUUCUAAUUCAAGACUGCAAAAUGAUUUUCACAGCUGGAUAGUUUAGAUAUUUAACAAAUAAACUUGUAAUUACUCAAAAAGACAAAGUGUCUCAAAAUAUUAAAACAAUGAUUUGGUGAGUAACACUAAUUUAGUAGCUAAUGGUAAUAAUUUAUUUGUUUAAUGUCAUAAACCUAACUAAAUCCUGGAUUCUAGCUUUUGUUCCCCAUUGAAGACUGAAGAUGCUCAAGCCCUAGCUUCCCUUUAACUACAAUUGAGUAUUGACUCUUCACACCGAGCGACAAGAAAUGGACAUGGCCACCCUCAUUGUUUACCUACUAUGUUUUCUAUGCUGCUUCUUACUUUUCAGUUUCAGCAAGUUUCUGUACAAAGAAUGGUGGAUUCCAAAUCGGACACAGUCACGGAUGAACUCACAAGGAAUAAAAGGCCCUUCUUACAGAUUCAUCCAUGGAAACACCAAAGAGAUAGCUUCUAUGAGAAAGGAACUCAUCAAGAAUCCUAUGGAACUGUCACACCAUUUACUCCCAAGAGUUCAGCCCCAUAUAUAUUCUUGGACCAAGCUCUACGGGGUGAAUUUUCUUCUAUGGUAUGGACCGCAAGCUCAGUUGGUAGUAACAGAACCUGAACUGGCCAGAGAAAUACUAAACAGUAAAGAAGAAACAUUUUGCAAAGCUAAAUUCCAAGAAUACAUCAGAAAACUAUUUGGUGAUGGACUUGUAUUAUCCAAAGGAGAAAAGUGGAUGAAGAUGCGUAAAAUCGCCAAUCAUGCUUUCCAUUCAGAGAGCUUGAAGAGUAUGGUUCCAGCAAUGAUAGAAAGUACGGAAAUGAUGCUUCAACGAUGGAGAAACCGUGAAGGAAAAGAGGUUGAUGCGUUCCAAGAAUUCAAAGUUUUAACAUCAGAAAUAAUUUCCAGAACAGCUUUCGGAAACAGCUAUCUAGAAGGGGAAAAGGUUUUCGAAAUACUAAAAAGGAUGAUCUCCAUUACGGAAAGAAACCAUUUUAAAGUGAAAAUUCCUGGAUUACAAAUGUUUUUCAAAACAAGUGAUGAUGUCGAAUUGGAUAAACUCCAGCAAGAAAUAAGAAACACAAUCUUAGAAAUAGUAAAGAAAAGAGAAGAGGAUGCAAGGAUGAGUAGACUAGAUAGUUACGGAAAUGAUUUUCUUGGAUUGCUAAUAAAAGCGUAUAGGGAUGACGAUAAGAAGAAGAAGAUAACAAUGGAUGACAUGGUUGAUGAGUGCAAGACUUUUUAUGUUGCCGGACAAGAAACAACUGCGAGCUCACUAGCUUGGACCACUCUUCUUCUUGCAAUUCACACGGAGUGGCAAGACGAAGCAAGAAAAGAGGUUCUUCAACAUUUUGGGCAGCAGACACCAACAACAGAUGGGAUUGGAAGAUUAAAAACUAUGAGCAUGAUCAUCAAUGAAUCAUUGAGGUUAUAUGCUCCUAUUCUUCAACAUUCAAGAAGGGUCCAAAGAGAAGUCAAAGUGGGGAAACUAGUUCUCCCGCCAGAGAUGGAAAUAUUGAUUCCAACACUAGCACUUCACACGGACUGUCGAGUAUGGGGAGAGGAUGCUUACCUUUUCAGACCAGCGAGAUUUGCAGAAGGGGUGGCUAAAGCAACAAACAAUAGCAUCUCUUCAUUUAUUCCAUUUGGUAUGGGACCUCGAAAUUGCAUCGGCUUUAACUUCGCAAUCACAGAAGUGAAAACUGCUCUGGCGAUGAUUCUUCAGCAAUACAGGUUCACUUUGUCACCUGCAUAUGUUCAUUCACCAGUUCUAGUUCUCACAAUGUGUCCACAACAUGGAGUUCCGGUCAUACUUGAGGCACUAUGAACUUUAAUCUUUCGAAAAUUGUAAUUAAUAUAUGUAUAUAUGUGUGUGUGUGCAAUUGACUGAAUGCCUUAGAUUGUUCGAAUUAGUGUAAAAUGGUCAUUGUAUCUGAAGAUAUUCUAAGGGAUUAAAAUAAUUGCACUUUUGCCCAGUACGGAAAAAUCUGGGGUUAAAUA
Mercurialis annua (annual mercury) is the source of this 2163-nucleotide messenger RNA. RefSeq names its product cytochrome P450 CYP749A22-like. The transcript is spliced from 5 exons. Bases 446 to 1990 code for a protein of 514 amino acids. NCBI's taxonomy places the organism in Eukaryota, Viridiplantae, Streptophyta, Magnoliopsida, Malpighiales, Euphorbiaceae. Gene Ontology annotation, molecular function: heme binding; oxidoreductase activity, acting on paired donors, with incorporation or reduction of molecular oxygen; monooxygenase activity. The record is from RefSeq and is a predicted model, not a curated record.